Messenger RNA from Daucus carota subsp. sativus, 1623 nucleotides. RefSeq lists its product as uncharacterized. Bases 406 to 1389 code for a protein of 327 amino acids. The transcript has 3 exons. NCBI's taxonomy places the organism in Eukaryota, Viridiplantae, Streptophyta, Magnoliopsida, Apiales, Apiaceae. The record is from RefSeq and is a predicted model, not a curated record.
AACUUAUGAUGUGUAGUGUGGUUUGGGUAAACAACAAGUUUUGUCAGUUCUUGGCUAAUAAGUUUUGUUUGUUAGUCACUCUGGUUUGGAAUUUCCUUCCCAAAGUUUUCCUGCAACCCCUUAUCUCUUCCUUAUUUUUUCCUCUCCUUUUACUCCCAAUUCUAGCACCAGUGAUGAUUAUACCUUCAUUUCUUCCUCCUCUGCGUUUCGCAUUGUUUAUUUCACUAUACUUUUGAGAAAAAGAAACAUAAUUUGCUGCCUCGGUGAGUUCCAUCUGAUAUUUUAGUCAUCUCUGCCAGUUCCCUUGAACAAAUUUUAGUCUCAAGGUAUUCAAUUUAGGCUGGCUGGCUUUUGUGAGGGUCUUCAGGAGCACAAAGGAGUAAGUUCUAUACUUAUUUUAUAAAUAUGGAGAAUUCUCAUGAGAAAGUGAAUGGAUACUCCAAUUCAACAAGGGACUUGGACAACUCUCAUAUGAAAUGGAAUGGAAAUGGAGUGGUCGAAAAUGGCCAUGGUGUCAAGAGGCACACUUCUUACCAGCCUAGUGUUAAGCUGUCAUUAUCUUGGCUUGAUAUAAGAGUUUUCUAUGUUAGAGUCAGCAAAUGUGACAUCGAUGAUUCAACUCCUGAAUGCCUUACAUUAAAUCAUAUUCCAUUGAAUCAUGAAACCCUUCUUGAAGUAAAUGGAGCAAGAACUAGCAUCUAUUCGGAUGGUGCGUCCACACUACUUAGAAGAGACAGGUUUGAUAAGAAAUCUGAGGAAGUAACUUACGUCAGUACUGAUAGUUUAAGAAUGACAGGAAGUGUGAAGUUUGAGGUUUUCAAUAAGGAUGUUCUAGUCAUAUCUGGUUUAUUAGAGUCGAGUCAAUGUACUGGAAGCAUAGGGGAUUCAGAAAAUCAUGGCCAGAGGUGGAGUAUGCACUGUGAGUCAGAUAUUCCUGUGAGGAGCAGUCUUUUCAACGCAAAACAGUGUACAAGCCUAGAGUCGCCAGAGGUCGAGGUCUAUGUAGCUGGUUGCUUUUCUGGUGUACCAAUUAUCUUGACAAAAACUCUGCAGCUUGGUUCAAGGAAAAAGCAGUCGAGAAAGGGGAUGUUGAAAUCAAUCCCAGAAUAUGAAGCAACGGUAAGCCAAAAAGAUGUGCCAGCUGGAUUUGAUUUGCAGGUAGCAGAUUACUCUGACCACAAACCAGAGAAUGAAGAAUAUAACCCCCUCUAUCAUCCAGGGAUGCAAUAUCUGGAAGGUGAAGAUGGAGAGUUAUCAUGGUUCACUGCUGGUGUAAGAGUUGGGGUUGGAAUUGGUCUCAGUGUUUGUCUUGGAGUUGGAAUAGGCGUCGGUUUACUGGUAAAAACCUACCAAGGAACAACCCGCAACUUCAGAAGACGGUUAUUCUGAAACCUCACCGUGAAGUACUCUUACAAAAAACUUGAGUUUCUCUCAAGGCAGCUGACGUUCUGCUGGGUAUAACCUUAUCAAGUAUUGUUUGAGGGAGUUCACAUGUUUUGUUACAAGUGCAAAAUGAUACAAUUUCUUGGCUUGAGUUAGAUUUAGACAUUCAGUCAAUCUUGUAAGUGAAAUAAAGCAUAGCUUCGCUUGUUUUUCUAAUAAAAGCGGAAGUUGUCUCAGAAA